CGUCACGAAAUCAUGCCUCCAACAGUACCCGCCCACAUCUUCAAUGCGCUCAAACGCUUCACCUCUUGCGAUGUAUGUCUGAAGCUCCACUUUCUCAUUCACCAUCACUCCACCAUAAAGCUAUACUCACACACCACAGNNGUCGGCGACGCCCUUGUAAAAUUAAACGUCACUUACGGCGGCUACCUCCACGGUCUAAAAAUGUUCUCACCAUACCAACAAGCCGGCACCACAAAACUCUUCGGACCGGCCUAUACAGUGCAAAUGGUUGAUGCCAACGACACCACCUCUCCCAAACCUUCCCAACACUUUGUAGAUGGGAUUAAAGAUGGAGAGGUCGUGUUUAUCUCCCAGCCCAAAGGGUUUUACUCGGCUUGUUGGGGUGGGUUGAUGUCCACGAGAGCUAAGUAUUUGGGCGCGCAGGGUGUGGUUGUGGAUGGCAAUUUUAGAGAUCUGAAUGAGCAUCGUGAGAUGGGGUUUCCAGUCANNGUUUUCGCCAAAGCCACUUCAGCACUGGGAUCCAAUACUUUCACCAGAGCUUCUGGGCUCAAUGUUCCUGUGCAGUUUACCUCAGAGACGCAACAAAGACCAUUAACUAUACAUCCUGGCGACUUGAUACUUGCGGAUCUGGAUGGAGUGGUUGUUGUUCCUGUCGAACAUGCGGAAAAGUGUUUGGAGAUUUGUGAGAAGAGGUUUGAGAUUGAUGAGAAGACUAUGGCUGCGUUGAAAGAGGGAGAACCUAUGGGUGCCACGCUUGCUCGAUUGAGAAAGUAG
This is a messenger RNA of Aureobasidium musti, 774 nucleotides long. Lineage: Eukaryota; Fungi; Ascomycota; Dothideomycetes; Dothideales; Saccotheciaceae. The record is from the annotation of a GenBank genome assembly.